Marmota flaviventris (yellow-bellied marmot) is the source of this 855-nucleotide messenger RNA. NCBI's taxonomy places the organism in Eukaryota, Metazoa, Chordata, Mammalia, Rodentia, Sciuridae. The record is from RefSeq and is a predicted model, not a curated record.
UCCUUCUACUGCAGCAAGAUGGGCUUUGAGCCACUAGCCUACAGGGGCCUGGAGACGGGCUCCCGGGAGGUAGUCAGCCAUGUGGUCAAGCAAGGAAAGAUUGUGUUUGUCUUCUCCUCUGCACUCAACCCCUGGAACAAAGAGAUGGGCGACCACCUGGUGAAACACGGGGAUGGCGUGAAGGACGUGGCUUUCGAGGUGGAAGACUGUGACUACAUUGUGCAGAAAGCCCGAGAACGGGGGGCCAAGAUAGUGCGGGAGCCCUGGGUGGAGGAAGACAAGUUUGGGAAGGUGAAGUUUGCUGUGCUGCAGACGUUUGGGGACACCACACACACUCUGGUAGAGAAGACGAACUACACCGGCCGGUUCCUGCCUGGAUUCGAGGCCCCCCUGCUCAAGGACUCCCUGCUUCCCAAGCUGCCCAAGUGUGGUCUCGAGAUCAUUGAUCACGUUGUAGGAAAUCAGCCUGAUCAGGAGAUGUUGUCUGCCUCCGAAUGGUACCUGAAGAACCUACAGUUCCACCGCUUCUGGUCUGUGGAUGACACACAAGUGCACACAGAGUACAGCUCUCUGCGCUCCAUUGUGGUGACCAACUAUGAGGAGACCAUCAAGAUGCCCAUUAAUGAGCCCGCAAUGGGCAUGAAGAAGUCCUCGAUCCAGGAAUAUGUGGACUAUAAUGGGGGAGCUGGAGUCCAGCACGUCGGUCUCAAGACCCAGGACAUCAUCACAACGAUUCGCAACUUGCAAGAGAGAGGCAUGGAGUUCCUGACUGUACCAUCAACCUAUUACAAGCAACUUCGGGAGAAUCUCAAGACAGCCAAGAUCCGGGUGAAGGAGAGCAUUGACGUGCUGGAG